UAGUCGUAUUGAUACGGUCAAACGUGUGACAUCACGUUUCAAGGAUACACAAAUUAUCCAUUGAAUUUUCAUUUGCUUGUCUGUUUUUAGUUCGGUAGAAAAUUACAUGCAUCCACUUGUUUCUCGUUAGUUUUUAUACCAACUCAUCUGCCGUGGAAAGCUAAUUAUUUAUUUACCAGAUUUGAUUACGUGUAUACUCCACGACGAAGUAUACAUGUGUAGAAAUCAGUAAUAAUACCACGAAUCUGUCCGUGUUACAUAAUUUAUUCUGAUCCAUAUCCAAGGUUCUGCUCUAUUUAUCAUCACUUUAUUAUUCUCGUCUCGCUCAAUCCAAUUUAUAAAGUGGCAUUUGAUAGAUAAGGAUAAAAUGUUGACACUUGAUACGAGAAUUGACUGACGCGUUCUUCUAUCAAGAAAUGGGCUGCCUCGGAUAAGCAUGAAGUGAAAUAAUUCAUGUAUGGACGUAUUAAAAAAUAAAAUCUACUUGGCCCCUGACAUUUUAUUUAGCUUGUGGUCGGUCGAAUUCAUUAGUUCUGUUUUCAUCUACUUACUAACUACAAGGAACACGUUCCACCUGCCUAGUCUGCAAAUUAUUAUUGCAUUACUGCUCACCACACCGAAUAAUUCAAAGGAAUAUAAAGUAUAGAAUCGGGACUUGUCGGAGUUUAUAUCCCAACAGAGAAAGACAUCUCGUCCAACAUACUUUCCUGCACUUGACCCAUAUUUUCUCCAUUUCCCUGCGAAAUACAUACAUGUGUAUAUAGAACCUACCCGAAUUCCAUGCUGCUGCUGGUUUGGAGGUACUUUCUUUCUCGCAGCAGCCAGCUUUCACUUUAGCAUAACGCGUUCUUUCAUAAGUGUAGCUCACCGUGUGUAGAAUAUCGAGUUGUAUAACGAAUCCAUACGUCUUACAUAUGAAGUUGUGUUGUGAAUUAAUGUGUCAGUAGAGCUUCGUCUAAUUCAAAGCCAAGUACCUGCAUUGCGUUACUCAAUUUUAUGAGAUAAUCUGAAUUCUAUACAAAAAUAUGUAUUUUUCUGUGUAAAAGAGCAUAUUGGGUCAGUGAAAGUCAAAAGCUGUGUAUAACAAACUCGAGAUAUGCAAUUCUUACGUCAAAAUAAGAUAUCCUAGGCCUACAUACAUAUGUAUCUAGAGUGAGAAUCACUCAUUUGAAGAUAGAUAUACACAUUCGUACCUCACACUGUAAAAAAGUGGACAUAAAGAUAACCAGUACAAUAAGAUGAGUCGAACGAGCAAACCAUAUCCAUCUGAAGUGGCUACGCUGAAAAACAUCGUCACGAAAGAUUGGAGCCUUCCCAACACUUCGGUGGACGAAGUGUAUCCUGGAAUUUUUGUAGGAAAUGCAAUAAUUGCGAAAGACAUCAGAGCACUUGCACAUCUGGGAGUGACACAUAUCAUAAACGCGGCUUGUGGCGUGGACUCGAUCCGUUUUGUGGAUACGAGUGAAUUAUUUUACAUUUCAAGAAAUUACAAAUGCAAGUUCCUCGGGAUUCCGGCUAUGGAUGUGCCCACGUACCAGUUGAACCGAUACUUCAACGAGACGAGUGCAUUUAUAGAUGAUGCUGUACAAAGUGGGGGCAAGUGCUUAAUACAUUGCAUACAAGGGAUUUCUCGCUCAGCAACUUUAGUCAUUGCAUAUCUCAUGAUGAAAAAGGAGCUGACAGUAUAUGACGCCUUGAGCCUAGUCAGAAAUAAAAGAAAGAUUUGGCCGAACGAUGGAUUCUUGGUACAACUGUUGGAGCUGGGUUCUUAUCACUCCCGAAUGAGGAUUGCCUACCAGCAAAACAAUUAUUCUUUACGAUAAUGCGAAUGUCUUACGAGCAUUGUGAACAAUUUACAUACAAGACAUUAUUACAAGCAUUUGUUAAAGUUUUAAUUGACGUAUACAUUCUUUCUGUAUCCAAAUCACUGGUUAGUGACAAUUAUCUAUCUACUUAUCUAUGAUUGGAUGGAUUAUAGAUAUAUAUAAUUUAUUAAACAAGUACCAAUCUACUCAUACGUGUAAAUACACAUAGUAUGUAAACAUGUACAUUAAAAUGUACAUUAUAUAUGGUGCUUUAUUACUCUCGAAACCUGGACACAUGUAUGUACCUAAAUAUUCAUGAGUGAUUUAUCUGUAAAUUAUAAUGACAUUUAAAGAAAUUCAAUAAUUUGCAAAGUGUAAUGUAUUCUUAAAUGAUGAAAAAAAUAUUGUUAUUUCUGAAA
Molecule: messenger RNA, 2224 nt
Organism: Folsomia candida
Lineage: Eukaryota; Metazoa; Arthropoda; Collembola; Entomobryomorpha; Isotomidae
Product: dual specificity protein phosphatase 3
Exons: 6
Coding region: 1239-1823 (194 amino acids)
Biological process (GO): protein dephosphorylation; negative regulation of MAPK cascade
Cellular component (GO): cytoplasm
Molecular function (GO): protein tyrosine/serine/threonine phosphatase activity; MAP kinase phosphatase activity
Source: RefSeq, a predicted model, not a curated record